AUUUUGGAGUGGCCUCUCAAAAGUCUAUCUCUCAAACUGGACUUGCCAUGUGACCUUGUGACUUUGUGAGCAGAAGCCAGCUACACACAGCCUGCCUACAAGCUCCUCUCCUUUUCUUCUCUACCUUCCUCAAGUCUGCUGCAGAUCUUGGAGUAUCUCACAAGACAAUCUACACAAUCUGCAGCAACGAAAUGGGGUUUUGUUUGUCACUCAUCAGCAGAUCCAUUUCCAGUUUCUGUGGUUGCACCAUUUUGCUUCUUUUUCUGCUUUCUUGCUCCUGCUUUACUUCUACAGAAGCCUAUGAUGCACUGGAUCCCAAUGGAAAUAUCACGAUCAAAUGGGAUAUUAUGAGCUGGACUCCAGAUGGCUAUGUUGCUGUUGUCACUAUGUACAAUUUCCAGCAAUAUCGUCACAUUCAAUCGCCAGGAUGGUCACUGCAAUGGACAUGGGCAAAAAAGGAGGUGAUAUGGAGCAUGUUGGGAGGCCAAACUACAGAGCAAGGGGAUUGUUCUAGAUUUAAGGGAAAUGUACCACAUUGUUGUAAAAAAGAUCCUACUGUUGUGGAUCUAUUGCCAGGAACUCCCUACAAUCAGCAGAUUGCAAAUUGCUGCAAGGGAGGUGUAGUCAGUUCAUGGGUGCAGGAUCCUGCCAAUGCAGCAAGCUCAUUCCAGGUUAGUGUAGGUUCAGCUGGUACCACCAACAAAACAGUUCGACUUCCUAAGAACUUCACCCUGAAAGCACCAGGGCCUGGCUAUACUUGUGGACCUGCGAAGAUCGUUAAACCUACUAGAUUUGUGACACAAGAUGGAAGGAGAGUCACUCAAGCUUUGAUGACAUGGAAUGUUACAUGCACAUAUUCACAAUUCCUGUCUCAGAAAACCCCCACUUGCUGUGUCUCGCUCUCAUCGUUCUACAAUGACACAAUUGUACCCUGCCCAACAUGCACCUGUGGUUGCCAGAACAACAUUACUCAGCCAGGGAGCUGUGUAGAGCAAGACUCGCCAUAUUUGGCUUCAGUUGUCUCAGGUUCUGGGAAGAAUAGCUAUACUCCUCUAGUCCAGUGUACGAAGCAUAUGUGUCCCAUUCGAGUCCAUUGGCAUGUUAAGCUUAGCUACAAGGAGUAUUGGCGAGUGAAGGUCACAAUUACGAAUUUCAAUUACAGGAUGAAUUAUACGCAGUGGAACUUAGUUGUCCAGCACCCCAACUUUGAUAAUCUGACCCAGAUUUUCAGCUUUAACUACAAGUCAUUGACACCUUAUGCAGCUAUAAAUGAUACUGCCAUGCUAUGGGGGGUUAAGUUCUACAAUGAUCUGCUCAUGCAAGCUGGCCCUCUUGGAAAUGUACAGUCAGAGCUACUCUUUCGGAAGGAUAAAUCAACUUUCACUUUUGAGAAGGGUUGGGCUUUCCCUCGAAGAAUCUAUUUCAAUGGAGAUAAUUGUGUCAUGCCUCCUCCUGAUUCCUAUCCGUGGUUGCCAAAUGCCACCUCACGGACAAGUACCUCCCUACUUACUCUAAUAAUGGUUCUCUUGUCAGCCUUGCUAUUGUUGAAUGCACAUGUUUAAAAUUCUACCAGUGGCAUAGAGUAACACUUGUCAGUCCCAAAAUUUCCAACCGAAUCAGUUGGACCCAUAAAUUAUGGCAACAAUUGAAGUACAUAUAUACGAUUUGCCAAUGACUUCCAUCUAUGUGCACGAUCAUUUGGCAAAACAUACUUUAGUUUUCAUGAAUGGGUAGGCUGAUUCCUGUGCCAGUUUUUGUUACUCCUAGCUGUUGUAUUGCAUACUUAUUAAUGUACUUAAUCAUCAUUUUUUGUGCUUUGUAAUAAAACCAAGAACCAUUUAGCAGGAAAA
Messenger RNA from Vitis riparia (riverbank grape), 1850 nucleotides. Its product is annotated as protein COBRA-like. Gene Ontology annotation, cellular component: plasma membrane. The record is from RefSeq and is a predicted model, not a curated record. Gene Ontology annotation, biological process: cellulose microfibril organization; plant-type cell wall cellulose biosynthetic process. Bases 192 to 1562 code for a protein of 456 amino acids. NCBI's taxonomy places the organism in Eukaryota, Viridiplantae, Streptophyta, Magnoliopsida, Vitales, Vitaceae. The transcript has 6 exons.